AUGUCCCCGUUUGCUGAGGCAGAGCAGCCCGUGGCGCUGUUUCUCUGAGUCCGGGGUGGCCUGGUGGCCAGACGAGGACGAGGGUCGGCGGGGGCUGCCCCCCGCGGUGGUGCCCGCCAUGCUGGAGGCCCGGGCGGUUGAGGGAGCUGCGGUGGCGCUCCUGCGACUGCUGCUGCUGCUGCUGCUGCCGCUGCCGGCGCUCCGGGGGCCGGAGCUCGGCGUGGCCGGCUUGGCGGGGGCCGGGCUGCCCGACAGCGUCAUUUGGGCCGUCAACGCGGGCGGCGAAGCGCAUGUGGAUGUGCACGGGAUCCACUUCCGCAAGGACCCUUUGGAGGGCCGGGUGGGCCGAGCCUCAGACUAUGGCAUGAAACUGCCAAUCCUGCGCUCCAACCCCGAGGACCAGAUCCUGUAUCAAACUGAGAGGUACAAUGAGGAGACUUUUGGCUACGAAGUGCCCAUUAAGGAAGAGGGUGACUACGUGCUGGUGUUGAAAUUUGCUGAGGUCUACUUUGCACAGUCUCAGCAGAAGGUGUUUGAUGUGCGAUUGAAUGGCCACGUUGUGGUGAAGGAUUUAGACAUCUUUGACCGCGUUGGGCACAGCACAGCCCACGAUGAGAUCAUCCCUAUGAGCAUCAGAAAGGGGAAGUUGAGCGUCCAGGGAGAGGUGUCUACCUUCACAGGGAAGCUCUACAUUGAGUUUGUCAAGGGGUACUAUGACAAUCCCAAAGUCUGUGCACUCUACAUCAUGGCUGGAACAGUGGAUGAUGUACCAAAGCUGCAGCCUCAUCCAGGAUUGGAAAAGAAAGAAGAGGAAGAGGAAGAAGAAGAAUAUGAUGAAGGGUCUAAUCUCAAAAGACAGACCAAUAAGAACCGGGUGCAGUCGGGCCCCCGCACGCCCAACCCCUACGCCUCGGACAACAGCAGCCUCAUGUUUCCCAUCCUGGUGGCCUUUGGAGUCUUCAUUCCAACCCUUUUCUGCCUCUGCCGUUUGUGAGAACCAAUUACCAUCCUGAACAGGGCAGAGGGGUAUGGGAAAGAAGCCAACACCUUGGUUUUGGUUUCUGUGCUUUUCACAGUGAUUAA
This is a messenger RNA of Elephantulus edwardii (Cape elephant shrew), 1083 nucleotides long. RefSeq names its product malectin (gene MLEC). Gene Ontology annotation, cellular component: membrane. Lineage: Eukaryota; Metazoa; Chordata; Mammalia; Macroscelidea; Macroscelididae. The transcript is spliced from 5 exons. The record is from RefSeq and is a predicted model, not a curated record. Gene Ontology annotation, molecular function: carbohydrate binding. The coding region runs from base 119 to 994 and encodes 291 amino acids.